AUGAAUAGUAUUAUAUGUAGAUCUAAUACAUAUACUGCUAUAUUGCGUCGUUGUAUGCUACCGAUGACAACGACGACACAGUCAUUUUUGGUAUCAGCAACAUCGAAACAACAGUCGACAAGUGGUGAAUUCAAGAUCAUAAACAACAACAACAACAAAUAUACAGAUUAUAAUCAAUCAUCAUUGGUCAUUAGUAAAAGAUGGUAUUCUUUAUCAAAUAACAAUAACAGAAACAGUUAUGUAGAUAGCAAUAAUAAUAAUAAUAGAAACAAUCAACAACAAGAGGAAGAUGAAAAAGAAGAAGAGAUAUCAAUGGAUGAAUACAUUAGCAAUUUAAAAGAGAUUAAUAAUAUAACAAAUGAAUCAAAUGAACACAAUGAAUUACUAUCAUAUAAUCGUAAUCAAUUGACUGCACAUAUUGAAUUCUACUUUUUCAAAGAUGAAAGAUUUAAUCGAUCAUUAUUAAAGAAAGCAUUGAUGGAAGAUCCAAAAUAUAGUGAUGCAUAUUUACAAUAUAAUAUAUGUCAAGUGUUACAAGAUCUAAGGUAUCCAUCACCAGAUAUUAUAAAGCUUGUAAUGACCAAUCUAAGAAAGGAAGGAAGAAAGAUGGUGGUGGCAUUGUUUAUUUGGAUGUACAACAAUAUUAGAGACGAGAUGGAUAUUGGUCACUACGACAUUGUGGCUGGUUAUUAUAAUGACACUAAAAACUAUACAAUGGCUGCCAGAGAGUUGGCCAAUGUCGUGCAUCAAAAGGGUGUCAAACACAGCGACCAAAGUUAUAUCGAGAUGUUGCGAUCUUGUUAUGGCGACGAACAGCGGUUGGAUGAGGUCAUGGCAACCAUUGUAGAGAGACGACAUGAUGGCAAACCAACCAAAGCACAACAAGUUCAAUACAUUGAAAUGUUGUUUAAAAGCAAGACGGUCAAUUUCGACAAGAUUGCAAUAGAGUUUAGAAAGGUGGCCGAUGCCAAACAGGUUGAUGAGGCAUUGAUCCAAACCGCGUUGAUUGGGUGGCUCAAACUCAGUCAGAUAGACAAUUUCAACCAUGUCUGGGACUUUGCCAUUGAGAAGAAAAUCCCAAUCAACAACACUACGAUCGGUGUUGCUGUUGGACACUUUCAACGUAUCUUUGGUAUCGAUCAUGCAUCUCUGUUUUAUUUGCGUGUGCAGGAUAGUAGUCAGGAGGUGGCGGAUAGCGAGCCCGUGUUUUUGGGUAUGGUCAGAGCCAUCAUGGAGCACGGUCACAUGAUCAGACUGACCGAUCUCGUCAACGGGCUGCAAAGACGUGGUCGGUUGACACUCGACAUUAUUAGCAAGAUUAUAAAGUCGUGUGCACUCAACGCACCCAAACGUCUCGGUCAGUGUCUUGUACUCAUGUACGCACGUGCCAAAGACAUCUCACCCAUCAAGGGUGUCCCGACACUCGAGACACUAUCAGCCUGUAUGAACGCAUCGAUAUCACAAAACAGUCUACUCUACCUACGUAUCUAUCUACGUGAAAUGUACACCUAUGAAAUUGUACCAGAUGCCGAAUUAUCACGUACCAUUCUUCGUUACCUUUUGGUGUUGGGUGACGUAUCCUUCCGCGACCUCGAAGAGUAUAUUCAAUACACUGGUUCCAAGUUGCCAAACCCCGACCCCUAUUUCCUGGCAUCUUGUAUCAUAUUCUGCGAUUUGAAUCCCGAGAAUGCUCAACUUCAACAACGUCGUACAUCGUAUUUUUCAAUCAUCGAUUCCUCUACACUAGACUAUAAAAAGAAUUCAUACAACUUUUUAAUUGGAACCUAUGUAUUGAUGGGAGAGAUUGACAAGGCCAUCUAUUACUUUGGUUUCUAUCAUCAAAUGAACUUUACCUCACAAACCAUGAAAUACUCUAUUUUGGCUCAUUAUGCUCUUAUUCACGACGUAGAAAACCAAACUAAAUGGGGUUCAUUGAUUGGGCAAGCAAAUUAUAAUCAAGAGGUUUUCGAUCGGUUCUAUGUCUAUCAUAAAUUUAAUAGACGUACCAAAUUACAAAAAUCUUUAAAAUUAACUCCCCCUCAACCAGAACAAACAACAAAACAACGUCAAUAUCAAAAUAACAAAUUUAAUCAAAAUAAUCAAAAUAAUAAUAAUAAUAAGUAUAAUAAAAAAUAA
Messenger RNA from Cavenderia fasciculata, 2136 nucleotides. RefSeq lists its product as uncharacterized. Bases 1 to 2136 code for a protein of 711 amino acids. The record is from RefSeq and is a predicted model, not a curated record. Lineage: Eukaryota; Evosea; Eumycetozoa; Acytosteliales; Cavenderiaceae. The transcript has 2 exons.